This is a messenger RNA of Sclerotinia sclerotiorum 1980 UF-70, 1080 nucleotides long. RefSeq lists its product with no specific name. The transcript is spliced from 2 exons. The coding region runs from base 1 to 1080 and encodes 359 amino acids. NCBI's taxonomy places the organism in Eukaryota, Fungi, Ascomycota, Leotiomycetes, Helotiales, Sclerotiniaceae. The record is from RefSeq and is a predicted model, not a curated record.
AUGAGAGUUUUAAUCGUUCUUUCUGCCUUGACAGGCUUAAGUCAGGCUAUUGCGGUCGUUCCUCGACAGUCUAUCAGUCCAUCAGAAGUAAUCCUUACAUCCACUUCGGUCAGCACAGUCACAAACACCAUCAUCACUGCCUAUCCAGUCAUCACUACAGCAACAACUUGUAGCGUAGGAACCACAGUCCCUAUCGAAACCGGCUGUACCCCAGGUGCUGUAUUUUCCCUGCCAGGGGGCAAUUACUAUUCACAAGCAUGCUCCGCAUCUCUAUCUGGCGGGACUAUCAUCCGUGCCUACGUAGAGCCUAUUGGACAGGCGGCUAAGAGUAUAUGUGCAUCCUUCUGCAACGUCCUCAACAAUCUCAAAACAGCCGCUAGUUCAUGUAACGGAAUAGUUUACACAACUAUCGGUGCGCUUAACCAAUGUUUUUUAAAAAAUGGACCGGUCACGGCGGUAUCAGCUGGAACAAGCGUAUUCGCAGUUCAACAAUUCACAGAAAAUCCUUGUAUUGCUACGAUCACGGCUUCGACAACUGAUACUUCAUAUCAGACAAUUACUUCUACAUAUGAAAUCGUUUAUACUUCAACUGUGACUCCAUCGGCUGCUGCUACAUCUUCUAUCGUCACUUCAUCGGCUGUCGCGACUACUAGUUCAUCUGAAGUUCCAUCAGCUACCGCUACAAGCAGUUCAUCCGAAAUCUCAUCAGCUGCCGUCACAACUUCAGCUGCAACCACAAGCUCCUCAGACAUUCCAUCCACAGCUUCAAGUUCUUCCGCAUCUUCUAUUCCCAAUUUUAUUUCAAACUCGACUUCGACUUCAACCUCAACUUCAACUUCUUCUGUAUCUUCAACUCCUAUCCCGACUAUUAUUUCAAAUUCCACUAUAAUAUCAAAUUCGACUUCGACUUUGGUUUUAACUUCUUCUUCUUCUUCAACUCCAAUCUCAACUUUAACAUCAAAUUCGACUAGUUCCGCAGCUGCUGCUUCGCCGAGCGCUGAUGCUGAUGAUGAUGAAUGUUAUUAUGAUGAUGAGGAGGAGGAGGAGGGUGAUUCUCAAAAAGAGGUAGAAAUUGAGUAA